CUGGGCAACUCCUUCCACCCUGUUCUUCUCCUUACCAUAUUUUCAGCACCUCAGAGCUCCAUAUAUUCCGUCUUCCACCCGCACCGAUUAGGGUUUCUCUGCCGAUCUAAGGUUUCGCUUCCUCCACUAUGAUGCCCCAGCCAUCACCCGGUGCCGCCCCUAACCCCCAGGCCCAGCCUCCGGCGCAGCAGUACCCGCACCAGCCGAUGGCCGCCCCUCCCCCAGCGCUGCCGCCGCACCAGCAAUGGAUGAUGAUGAUGCAGCAGCAGCAGCAGCAACAGCAGCAACAGCAGCAGCCGGCGGCCCGGCCAGUGCCCCCACCGGCCGGGUGGUUGCCCCAGCCCGUCCCUCCUCCAGUGCCGUCUCAGGUGCAGCAAUACCCUGCUGCUGGUCCGUACUCGGCCAACGAGAUUAAGUCGCUCUGGAUUGGGGACCUCCAGCCCAACAUGGACGAGAACUACCUCUUCAGCUGCUUCGCUCACACUGGCGAGGUUGUCACUGCAAAGGUCAUUAGGAACAAGCAGACCGGUUUUUCUGAGGGCUAUGGUUUCAUUGAGUUCGCAUCGCGUGCUGCAGCAGAAAGGGUACUGCAGACUUACAAUGGCUCAUUAAUGCCAAACUCUGACCAGAACUUCAGGAUGAAUUGGGCCACGCUCGGUCCUGGUGAGAAACGCCAAGAUGGUGGUCAGGAUUACACAAUUUUUGUUGGGGACUUGGCUGCUGAUGUUACGGAUUACUUGCUACAAGAAACUUUUAGGGCUAUUUAUUCGUCAGUAAAAGGUGCGAAGGUUGUUACUGAUAGGAUGACUGGACGUUCCAAAGGCUAUGGAUUCAUCAAGUUUGGUGAUGAAGCCGAACAACUCCGUGCCAUGACUGAAAUGAAUGGGAGGUACUGCUCUUCCAGGCCCAUGCGGAUAGGUCCAGCUGCUAACAAGAAAACCGGCAUUGCCCAGUCAUAUCAAAAUGCACCUGAGCAGAACGGCUCUGGCACUCAUGGCGAGAAUGAUCCCAACAAUACAACAAUAUUUGUAGGGGCUCUGGAUCCAAGUGUUACUGAUGAUGUCUUGAGACAAGUAUUUGGCCAGUUUGGUGAGUUGCAUAGUGUGAAAAUUCCAGCUGGAAAGCGCUGUGGGUUCGUUCAUUUUGUUAACAGAGCUUCCGCUGAGCAAGCCCUGCAGGUGCUGAAUGGGACUCAGUUAGGUGGACAGAGCAUACGACUUUCAUGGGGCCGCAGUCCCUCAAACAAGCAGGCUCUGGUGUCAGAACAAGCCCAGUGGAACAGUGGAUAUUAUGGGUAUUCCCAAGGAUACGAAGGAUAUGGAUAUGUGCCUCCUCAGGACCCUAAUGCAUACUACGGAGGAUACCCGGGUUAUAAUUACCAGCAGCCCCAGCAGUUGAGAAGUUGAAAAUGCUACUGUACAGAUGCCCAACGAUUCAUGGACAUCUGUAAUACUUUUCUCGCUGUAAGCAUCCUUGUCUUUCAUUUAAUGAGUCGGCUUUUGUUUGGUGCAGUAAUGAUUCUGAGUCGAGAUCUGAGCUGGAGCUAGAUAAUUUGCAUAUCCUGGUGGCUGUAUCUGUGAAGAGUCAAAAUUAGUCGUAGCUAGCAGUGACCUUAUGUUGUAUCCUCUUCGAGGAUUCUCUAUUACAAGUUAGUGAACAUCCUUGUGUCGUGUGAAUGUGUGCUGCAGGCGGGCCCUGCUAUGUGUAAUCUGAUGAACCUGAGUUUCAGACUUUUCGCAAAUGAGGUUUUGCUUUGAUAUUGCCUUCAUCUUUCGUACUAUUUGGCUUAUAUGAUAGAUUAAGUUCGUGUC
Molecule: messenger RNA, 1811 nt
Organism: Punica granatum (pomegranate)
Lineage: Eukaryota; Viridiplantae; Streptophyta; Magnoliopsida; Myrtales; Lythraceae
Source: RefSeq, a predicted model, not a curated record